This is a messenger RNA of Aspergillus bombycis, 2193 nucleotides long. RefSeq names its product transient receptor potential ion channel family protein. The transcript has 2 exons. The coding region runs from base 1 to 2193 and encodes 730 amino acids. The record is from RefSeq and is a predicted model, not a curated record. Gene Ontology annotation, biological process: transmembrane transport; fungal-type cell wall biogenesis. Lineage: Eukaryota; Fungi; Ascomycota; Eurotiomycetes; Eurotiales; Aspergillaceae.
AUGCUCCUAAUAUCAAUACUAUCGAUAGUCACCUUUCUUUGCUCCGCGCCCGUUUCUGCCUCGCGAGUAAUCAAAUCCAACUCUCUUGACCUAUGUACCGACAACAAGAACUUCACAGCUACAUUUUUCAAUGUAACCUUCACGCCUGACACCCGUCUCCUGUCUGUGGGCUUCAACGGCACGGUAGCUAUCUCCGGAAAUGUGGUGGCAGACCUUUCGUUGACGGCCUACGGCAAAGAGGUCAUCACGAAGACACUGGACCCGUGCAAAAUGAAGGAACAGCGCCUGUGUCCCAUGAACAUUGGCAAGCUAGAGAUUCCGGCGAUUCAGACGACUCUGCCACAGUCCGUCAUCAACGAUGUUCCGAACGUUGCAUAUACCGUGCCUGAUCUCGAUGCAUCUGUUCGCGUCUAUAUUAAUUCCACAGAUACGGGGGCCCCGAUUGCCUGCAUGGAAGCCAGCCUCUCAAAUAGUAAAUCUGUUCACCAACAAGCAGUGGGGUGGGUCAUAGCAUUGGUCAUCGGUCUGGGUCUGGUGUCGUCUGGGAUUGCAUCGAUGCUAGGAUAUUCACAGGCCGCAUUGCAUGUUGCAGCUAAAUCCCUUACACUGUUUGGCUUCGCGCAGUCUCAAGCCAUCCUCGGCAUGACCAGUGUCCACAUGCCCCCGAUCGUGGAGUCCUGGACGCAGAAUUUCCAGUGGAGCAUGGGCAUUAUGCAUCUAGGGUUCAUUCAGAAGAUUGCCAACUGGUAUCUCCGGGCCACAGGUGGUUCUUCGUCGACCUUGCUGUCUGACCUUGAAAAUACGUCGGUCAAUGUACUCAGGCGGAAGCGAUCGUUGGAUUUCGGCGCAGGAGCACUGAUGAAGAGAGAGUCGGGGGAAGGCGCAGCGCCCGAGGGAUCUAAGACUAUCUACGGCAUCGUGCGUGUUGGCUUCAAGGCCAGCAUUGAGCGGACUGAUAUUUUCAUGACGGGGUUUAUCUUCAUCAUGGUCUUUAUUGGAUUCACAAUGCUGAUCGUAGGAUUGGUCCGGCUUGUCUCUGGUCUUCUUGCAAAAUCCGGGAAAACGGACAGUGCAAAGAUGGACAGCAACACAUGGACAGUCACAAUGAAGGGCGUUCUGCUCCGUCUGAUCCUCAUGUGUUAUCCUGCUGUGUGCAUUCUCUGUCUCUGGGAGUUUGCCAGUCAUGAUUCCCCCGCCGAGGUAAUCCUCGCCGUUGUCAUGCUUCUGUCGACGACUGCUAUACUAGUCAUGGCAGCUGUACGCAUAAUACGCAAGGCAAGACGCUCGGUUGAGAUAUACAAGAGCCCAGCCUUUAUGCUACAGAACGACACUAUGUUCCUGAAUAAAUGGGGCUUCCUAUACGCACACCACCGCUCCCCGGCAUACUAUUUCAUCACCCUCAUGGUAGUGUACAUCUUCGUCAAGGGCGUCUUCGUUGCGUUAUGCCAGCCUUCGUCAUCCGUUCAGAUCGCAGCGCUGUUUGUUAUUGAAGUCCUCAUGCUAGUCGCAGUCUGCGUUAUUCGGCCAUGGAUGGACAAAAAGACCAAUAUCAUGAAUAUCAGCGUCACAUCCAUCAACUUCCUCAACACCCUCCUACUUCUGAUCUUCAACUUCCGCGAGCGCGAUAUGGCAACGAGUAUCCUGGGAGUUAUCCUAUUCGUCUACAAUGCCAUCCUUACCCUUAUCCUCAUCAUCGUCCUCUUGAUCGCUUCGAUCAUAGCCCUCGUGUCCAAAAACCCCGACAACAAGUACCAGGUGAUGAAAGACGACGGUUCCUCCAUCAUGUCCCGCACACACAUGACAGAAUUAGACGCUUUAGGUGCCGCAGCGCGAGGCUCCCCCGACCAAAACCUGAAGCAGAACCCCUUUUCUCACAACGAAGUCCCUCCAAACCACGCCGAUGGCCUCCAGCCCUCAGACCGGACAUCCCCAAACCAUAUGACCGGCGCAACCCAUUCGCCAUCUUCUCCACUUGACCCGUCCGUUCCUCUCUUCCCAUCCAGUGACACCCGGAGCGUAUCGCCCUACGAGUCUGGCGAUCAUACCCUUAGCCCAUCCGAAUACAGCCAGCCAGGUGUCUCGCCGGUCAAUCGGGGAUACAAUGUUUCGCCCAUUCGUACACCAUCUCCACACGCGUACAGGACAGCCAACAAUGCUAGUCCAUGGCAACGGGGAGCCGGGUACGAGCAUUAG